Rotaria sordida is the source of this 375-nucleotide messenger RNA. Lineage: Eukaryota; Metazoa; Rotifera; Eurotatoria; Philodinida; Philodinidae. The record is from the annotation of a GenBank genome assembly.
AUGAAUAUCGUCAUCCCAAAUCAAGUUGCGUUCUUCAAUAUUACUGCAGGCACUCGCCCUACAUGGCUUAUCUCAUCUAAUGAAACUAAUUUUGUUGAUACAGAUGAUGAUGGAAAAUCAGAUUCAAAUGAUUAUAUAUCUGAUGUAAAAAAUAAUGAAAAUGAGAAUACUGAAUCUGCUGAUGCAAAUGAGAACAAUACACCUAUUGAAAAAUCACCAUGGUAUUAUUCAGAUGAUCAUGGUUCAAGAUACGAUUCAUACCAAACAGAACCAGUUGAACCAGAUCGGAACGCAGUUAUAGCUACUGUUACUACUACUGUUUCGCAUUGGAACUAUAAUGCUGGUAUGAUAGUUAUCGGACUGAGUAUGUAUUAG